Molecule: messenger RNA, 1662 nt
Organism: Mytilinidion resinicola
Lineage: Eukaryota; Fungi; Ascomycota; Dothideomycetes; Mytilinidiales; Mytilinidiaceae
Exons: 1
Coding region: 1-1662 (553 amino acids)
Source: RefSeq, a predicted model, not a curated record
AUGGGUAAAGCGCCAACAUUACAAGCAUUCUCGUGGCCAUGGGUCACAAAGAAACCAGUUUCCACGGCACCGAGCGUCCACGGCAUUCUCAAGGCUGGAGACAGCCAUCACCUACUUUCGCAGCUUUCUGAAGGGCGACCAUCGUCUGAAGCCUUUUCAUCUCUCACAAGUCUCUCGAAACCUACCAACGGAUCUCGGCGACGGAGGAAGUCCCGAAAAUUCGAAAGCGAGGACCUGUCGGCCGAGAGGCGCCAAUCAUUUGCCGGAAAAGGAUCACGAUCAGGAGAUCGAUCAGACGUGCUCCUAGUCGAUGGCCAGCCCUGCAUCCCCAUCAGUCCCGAGGAGCUUGUGGCGCUGUCAUUCGUUCUUGGCGUGCCACUGACGGUCGCCUCACAUGAUGAGAAGGCCACGCCUAGCAUUCAAGGCAGCGGCGCAUUCGGAAUGUCGCUCCGGAGUGAGACGUCGUCGAACAAUGUCCACCAAAUACGGCUCCGGUACAACACGCCGCCGGCAAUUCAGCAACCAGCACCCGGUGGUAGCUACUCGAUCCUAUUUGCGAAACACAUAGCCUGCGGUUCUAUUCCAUUCGCCAGCGACCAGGACACUACCCACGCCCUCUUCAUCGACCCCGAAGCCCUCCCCAUCCUCAAGAAAGGGCACAGCGCUAUUGGCCUGACCAACCCGGUUUCAACCUACCAGACAAACUACCUGUCUCGCCUUCCUUUUGUUACAACAACGACGUUCCACACCCUCAGUCUACGACCGACCCCCUCUCCACGGCCCUUCCCGCAGCGAUCCAACAGCGUCCUAACCACAGCCACGACACCUGCCUCCCCUCGCCGCUCCUGGUCCACCCGCCGCCGCCGCUACCGCACCGACGAGUCCGUCAGCGCCCCGACCCACCGCGUAUCCUGGGGCGGCUUCUCGCACCGCUCUCCCACCUCCAUCUCCACCCUCAACACCACUCCACCUCCCACCUUCCCGCACCUCCUGGCCUCCCUCCCCCUCACAGCCGGCCUCCCGCCUCUCGCUUCCGUCCCUUUGAUCCACGCCGCGCGCUUCACCGCCUCCGCCGGCCUGCCCCUCGGAAACCUCCUCCCCCUGCUCGAGAACCUCAUCCACAAGAUCCAAGUCCACGCCCCCUCGGCGCAGCUCGGCCCGUACCUAAGAGUUGAGAAUACCGUCAAAUGGCUCCGCACGGCGGGCUACGUGGGCUACACGCCGCGCGUCGAAGACACGGAUAUUGCGACGGGCGCGGCGCGAUCGAGCCGCUACGUCGCGGCGCUUUCGGCGCUCGUGAGGAUGCUAGGGGAGGGAGAGAGGGAAGCGGUGGAGGUGGCGUGUCGGGCGGAGAUGGAGGGGGCGUACGCGGAGGCGGUUGCGAAGGAGCGAAGUUCCGGCAUUGAUGAAAAUAGGAGCCGGAAGGGGGGGAGGGACACGCUGGGUGCGCAAUUGGCGGAUGUCCUGAAGAAGCCGCUGCCGUUGGGUGUGGGCGAUGUAGCGAGGGUCGCGCGGCUGGUGACGGCGGCGUGGACGUGGCAGGUUGGGUGGGUGGUUUGGGGAGAAGAAGAGGCGGGAGAGGCGAGGAAGGGGAAGGCCGAGGGGGGGGUUUAUGAGGCGGUGGGGCUGGAGGGGUUCGGGGAGGGGAUGGUGCUAGCGUGA